This is a messenger RNA of Chironomus riparius, 703 nucleotides long. NCBI's taxonomy places the organism in Eukaryota, Metazoa, Arthropoda, Insecta, Diptera, Chironomidae. The record is from the annotation of a GenBank genome assembly.
UAAUCAAAAUAUGGAACUUUUCUGUGAAUAUUACAACUACUCAUCAGCUUUAUCUGAUGAAAUAUCUUAUAUUUGCCGAGUCACAGCAUUCAAUCGAAUCGCAUCAACAGGACGUGUCAUGAGCAUCCAAGGAACUCAUCUAGAAGGCAGAUCCAACAUCGACGUCAACACAUUGAUCGUUGUUGAUCAGAAAAUUGAAAACUUUCCACGUCAUUUAUACAAUUACUAUCCAAACUUAAAGUCAAUCUCAGUCAUAUCAUGUGGAUUGAAAACUUUAUCAAAAGUUGACUUAACUGGAUGUAAAAGGAUUGAGAAAUUGAUGCUGAAUGGAAACUUGAUCACGUCAAUCGAUUCAGAUGUCUUUGAACAUGCUCAAAAUCUUGAGACUAUUUCAUUCUUUAAGAAUCGAAUCUCAUUUGUGCCUGAUAAUGCCUUUGAUGGUCUUAAAAAGUUAAAGAAUGUCAAUUUGGAAGUUAAUUCUGGAAUCGAUUGGAGCUGCCGUGAAAUCAAACGAGGAAGUUUUCUGGAUGAAGUCAAGACAAAUUUGAAGGAGAAUUUCGGUGAAAGAAAAAUCGUUAAAGAUGACAGAAUCAAAUGUAUGGAUUUUUUCAGGGCUUUUCAAUAUUUGGAUAACUUCCGAGCCUUUUACAGUGUUGUGAUUGAAGACUAAAGACAAUAUUUAAAAUAAAAAUACAAAAAUUAA